AGGUACUUAGGGAUAAGUAAAAGACGCCGUCGAAGGAUCACCGCGUCACGAUAAUUUCGCUGCUCCAACUGCCUAAUCUGUAACCAAUCCGCGCAUAUGCCCCUCUAUUUACCCCUAAUCCCCCAGCCUACUACCGUCGAAAUGAGGCCUCACGAUCCGCACUUUAUAAACCUUCCUCGAGCUUAUUCCUAACAUUUCACCACCUUCACCUUCUUCAUAUCUACCAACACCAAAGGAAAGACGUGAGACAUGUCAGGCCACGACUACUACGGCUCCCACGGCGGCGGCGGAGGAGGUUAUCCCCCGCAGCAAAACCCAUACCCGCCUCAAAACCAAUACCCUCCAUCAAACCAAUAUCCGCCCUCGAACCAGUAUCCCCCUCAAGGCCAAUACCCUCCGCCGAAUCAAUACCCGCCGCAGGGCCAAUACCCACCCGAACACAACCAGUACGGCAGCAACCAAUACAGCGCACCGCCGCCGCAGCACUCAUACGCCUCACCACCACCAGCCCAAUACCCCUCAUACCCGCCGAACCAAGCCUACGGCGCGCCGCCACCUCAACAGCACUCCCCAUACCCUGGCGGCGCCGCGCCGCCUGCCUACGACACCCACAACCAAGCGUACCCGCCUCAAGGCUACUCGAACCAGUACCCUCCACCCGCGGGCCAAUACCCUCCUCAACAGCAGCAGCAACAGCAGCAGUACCAGCAAUACCCACCACAACACGGCGGCGACCCGAAUAACCCGAACGACAAGGGCCUAGGCUCGCUCAUCGGGGGCGCAAUGGGCGGUAAACACGGCGGUGGCGGAAGCGCUCCCCUCGCAGCUUUAGGGGCCGCGGCCGCGGCGUCGUAUCUAGGCGGGAAGACAUCUGGGCACGGGGGGUACGGGCAAAGCGGACAUGCGCAGGGUGGGUAUGGGGGGUACGGCGGACACGCGGGGAAUAGUGGUGGGCACGGAAGCAGUAGCGGGCAUGGGGGGAUGUCCGGGUUUAUACCCGCGGCGGGACUGGUGGGGCUUGCGGGGGCGGGGGUGUAUGGCGGACAUAAGAUGGCGAAGAAACAUAAGAAGGAGAAGAAGCAUAAGGGGCAUAAGAGGAAGGGGAGCUCGAGUAGUGAUAGUAGUAAGAGUAGUAAGAGUAGUUAAGGGGAGGUGGGUAAGGGGUAGCUUCGAGAUUUUGGAUUUAUCGAGGCUGUUAUUGGAAUGCUUGUUCUGAAUUCGGCGUGGUGUUAUGUUCGUUUUAACAUCCCGAAUCGCGGGUUGGAUGCCAUCUAUAUAUAUGUACGCGAGACAUCAGACAGCCGACCUCGACUCAUAUCUCGCUCAUUAUCAACAAGCACCCCAAUUUGAAAGCGCUCAUAUUUCAACAUUGCAUAGAAACAUCAUAUCCCCAGCAGCCCAAAAACCCACUCCCGCCCCUCCCGCUCAUCACCACCAUCCCCAUCCUCCACCUCCAUCUCCACCUCCGCAAUCCUGCGCUCCAAAUCCCUCCUCACAAAAGCCCUCAUCCACCUCAACCUCUCCAAGAUCUUAAACUGCUUAACAAACUUCACCCUCUGCUCGCGAGUCCAGUCUGGCCGCGCGUCAAGACACAACCACAGCAGAUGCGCGAAGAAGCGGGGCACGAGCGAUAGUCCCUGCGCGCCGAAGAGCUCGAGCCGGUCCGGGACGAUGCUGACUUGUGCAUCGCACGCGUUGUUCAUGUGCUGCAAGGCCGCGCCGAUGACGGCGUAGAGGGUGUUCCGGGG
This is a messenger RNA of Annulohypoxylon maeteangense, 1748 nucleotides long. RefSeq lists its product as uncharacterized. The coding region runs from base 250 to 1146 and encodes 298 amino acids. The record is from RefSeq and is a predicted model, not a curated record. The transcript has 2 exons. NCBI's taxonomy places the organism in Eukaryota, Fungi, Ascomycota, Sordariomycetes, Xylariales, Hypoxylaceae.